AUGGAGUUGACUGGCAAUGCCACAUACAGAGAUCGGUUCGGGAUAUUGCAGAAGGACAGCUGGGGACCGCUCUCUAAGUUCAAGACAAACGAUUCCAGAAGCGAAAGGUUCGAGGAGCUGCAGCCGAAUACCAACUACACGAUCCGGCUGAGCGCUAUGACGCGCACGCGCAGACGGGGGGAUGAGGAGGUGCGGCACUGCACCACGGCGCCCGCGCCGCCCGACACGCCGCCCAAGCCGCGCUGGAGGAAGGUGUUCGCAGACGACAAAUACGUGUUUCCCGUCGAUCUACCACGAAUAACGGAACGCAACGGACGUAUAUGUUGCUACAGGAUAUACAUAGUGCGUUUGAGACCACACCCUGACUGGAGCAACCUACCUCCACCCAGGGACAUGACUGUGGUGGACUAUGAGGAGGCGCAUGGGGUCCAACCAGUUUUGGGGGCGUAUAUCACCGAUGUGUUCUCAAAUGACAGAUUCCCUCCAGAAUCAGAACUCAUAAUGGGCGACGGCAGAUCCUACUACGACAAAGAUGACCCUGGCUUAAACUGGGAGUCUUGCCGGCGCUGCCUAAAAAAGCCGAGAAGGUCCUACGACAUACCGCCACCUGCGCCCAAGCCACCCACCACCACCAUGCCACCUACCACAACUAGAGACGAGUUCUUUGAGGACGAGAUAGAUACCACCAUGGAACCGGAUGAGGAGAAACGUUCACGGAGAUCCUAUAUGGAUAUUGAAAGGGACUACAUGAAGAAUCCAAUGAUGAUGGACAACAAACUGGUGGAGAUCGAGGUCAAAGAGGACUUGCAGGUCAAAGACGGUCUGCUGGAUCCGGCAGCUAACUAUACACUCUACGUCGAGUUGAUUCCUGGUUCAGAGCAAGACGAGCCCUUGUUCAGUGACUACGUCAACGCGCUGAUGCCCGCCGCGUCGCCGGUAGCGCCGCCACCCACCACGCCACUGGAAAUUGCUUUAUUGGCAACGUGCACAGUGGCCGGGCUAGUGGUGGUCGGCAUGGCGACGCUGUGCGUGCUGCAAGCGAGGCGCUCGCGGAAACACCAUCACCACCAUCUGGAAAUGAGUCCUCUGGAAGCUGCCUUCAGAUACGUAGUGGGUCACAUAGGCGGCAGGCAACAGUUGCUGAGUGCGGCGCCUCCGGACAUGCCGCCCAUCGCUAAAGAAGAUCUGGCCGCCGCAUACGCAGAGCGACAAGCCGACUCUGACUAUGGAUUCCAGAAAGAAUUUGAAGUAAAUAUGAAGUCUGAUAAUAA
This is a messenger RNA of Bicyclus anynana (squinting bush brown), 1271 nucleotides long. Its product is annotated as tyrosine-protein phosphatase 69D-like. The record is from RefSeq and is a predicted model, not a curated record. Lineage: Eukaryota; Metazoa; Arthropoda; Insecta; Lepidoptera; Nymphalidae. Gene Ontology annotation, molecular function: protein binding.